CCGGUCCAAAAUGGCGGACAAAACCGUCACCUCAUCUAUUACUUAAGUCAACUGAUAUCAAUGCGCCUGCUAAAAACGUCAGAGGCUUAGACAGAAAAAAACAGAAAAAGAAAGAAAACAGAUAAACACAAGAACAGGGGUAGGUAAAACUACAAUUUGCAAAAAAGUCAAUGAGGCAUUAAUGAAAAACUCAAUAAGUACGCAAGGAUUCUACACUGAAGAAGUGCGUAAUGAUCAGAAAGCUGGCCGAAUUGGUUUUGAUAUUGUUACACUCACUGGGGAAAGAAGCCCUUUGGCAAGAUUGAAAGAGGAAGGAAAAAAGCAGAAUGGACCAAGUGUUGGUAAAUAUCUGGUGGAUUUGAAAUCCUUUGAGUCACUAGCCAUGUCUUCUCUCCARUUCCAUCAUGACAGUGUACCAUCAUCAGUUGUCAUUGUUGAUGAGAUUGGCAAGAUGGAGCUUUUCAGUAGACUAUUCUCACAAGCAGUUAGUGACUUAUUUGAAUCAAAGACACCUUGUAUAUUAGCAACAGUACCUAUUGCCAAGCAACGUGCAAUACCAUUUGUAGAGCGCCUCAAAGAAAGGAAAGAUGUUGUUUUAAUUGAGGUCACAAGGACAAACCGUUCAAGUAUUGCCGAUGAGGUUCUCCAGUUAAUUUCUUCUGCUAUAUGCAGAAAAGUUACUUGACAGAUUAUCUAUAAUAACUUUAUUGGCUCCAUUCUACAUCAAUUAUCAUGAAAGUUAUAGAYGAUAUCAAAACAAAGUUAAAAUAAAAUUCCAUAUCAACUAUGUAAAAUUGCAGACAUUUAAAAAAAUGUGCUUGACACCAUUGAGAAAUAAAAUAUUUAUUUUCUUGA
Molecule: messenger RNA, 855 nt
Organism: Exaiptasia diaphana
Lineage: Eukaryota; Metazoa; Cnidaria; Anthozoa; Actiniaria; Aiptasiidae
Product: cancer-related nucleoside-triphosphatase
Exons: 5
Coding region: 182-685 (167 amino acids)
Molecular function (GO): ATP hydrolysis activity
Source: RefSeq, a predicted model, not a curated record